UGUGCGCUCGUUCGCUGUGUUCGUGCGUGCGACCGGCGGGUGUAGUGUACAGCGUGUCGAAAAAUGGCGGACCUAGACGACUUUUUCGCUAAGAAAGACAAGAAGAAAAGCAAGGGCAAGGUCGGCCCGCGCUUCACCACGGUGGAGCAGGUGGCCCGGCGGCUGGAGGAGCCCCCUGGGCCGGCGGCGGCGGCCCCGCGUCCCCGACCCAAGAAAGAGUCCAAGGAUGGCGAGUCGGGUCAGCAGAGUCACGAGGAGGACGAGUGGCGUGAGUUUGAGGAGGAGAAGAAGGACUACUCCGGCCUGCGCAUCCAGAACAUGCAACUGUCCGAGGCGGACGAAGGCGGCGCCGCUUCCGACAACGACACCGACGCUGCAGAGACUGGCCAACGCGGCGCCUGGCAAUCCGCCCCGGCCGCCCCCAAAGACUCAGACGACGACGAUGACGACGUGGCCGUUCCCGAACCGACUCCUGCGCCCCCACCCCCCAGCGCUGCCCCCACUGGUGCCUCAGCCGGCGGAUCCUACGUGCCGCCCCACUUGAGGAAUGCCUCUGCCUCCUCGCCAUCAUCUUCGUCGUCAUCCUCUGGAAACAUUGGCAUGGGUCGGAAUUCUCGUAGCCGAGCUGCGCCUGAUAUUACCAACGAGGCCUACUUCCCUACACUCUCCUCCACCACUGCAGCUGAACCAGUUGGUGCUUGGGGCAAGAAGAGCCGGAGUCGUGAUGACGAGCGAGGAUUUGAAGACGUGCGGAACAGCAAGAGCCACUCAAGCAGGUUUGAGGGCACCACGGGUGGAGGCCAGCGGCCAGUCGCCAUGGAGAACAAGUUUGCUGCGCUUCGAGGCGCUGCUGACCAGAGCUGAACUGUGAUUGAAUGAAUGCUAACCCAAUCAACUGAAUGAUAGCUGCACCCGCCGCCCCCACACACACAACGGUUACAUGAAUAAAAUAAGCAACGCUUCAUUUUUUCUAGAAAAUCUGAAAUGCCAAAAAAUUGUAUUUUCUUUCCAACUUGCGACCCUUCACGUCACUGCACUUAUCAGUUGAGCUUAAUGUAAACAAAACAAAGUCUUCCUAAUUAUGCGCACCAUUUAUUGGAAUUAAGACUGGCACUUGAGCAUUAAUAAACCACCAUCAAACAUUACAAAAAUA
Molecule: messenger RNA, 1153 nt
Organism: Cloeon dipterum
Lineage: Eukaryota; Metazoa; Arthropoda; Insecta; Ephemeroptera; Baetidae
Product: protein CDV3 homolog
Exons: 4
Coding region: 64-864 (266 amino acids)
Cellular component (GO): cytoplasm
Source: RefSeq, a predicted model, not a curated record